CCGGCGUCCCUCAAGUAGCUGCCGCGCGGCGCCAUGAGAGGCUUCUGGACAGCGCUGACGGCGCGCCGUCUCUUCCCCCUGCGGCUUCCUCCGCGGCCGCCCGGACCCCGGCUGUCGAGCGGGCCGGCGGCGGCGGAGGCGGGCGCCCUGGAGCGGGCCAUGGACGAGCUGCUGCGCCGCGCAGUGCCCGCCACGCCGGCCUACGAGCUGCGCGAGAAGACGCCGGCGCCGGCCGAGGGCCAGUGCGCCGACUUCGUGAGCUUCUACGGCGGCCUGGCCGAGGCGGCCGAGCGCGCCGAGCUGCUGAGCCGCCUGGCGCGGGGCUUCGGCGUGGACCACGGCCAGGUGGCCGAGCAGAGCGCCGGCGUGCUCCAGCUGCGCCAGCAGCCGCGGGAGGCGGCCGUGCUGCUGCAGGCCGAGGACCGGCUGCGCUACGCGCUGGUGCCGCGCUACCGCGGCCUCUUCCACCACAUCAGCAAGCUGGACGGCGGCGUGCGCUUCCUGGUGCGGCUGCGGGCCGACCUGCUCGAGGCGCAGGCGCUCAAGCUGGUGGAGGGGCCGCACGUCCGGGAGAUGAACGGAGUGCUGAAAGGCAUGCUCUCAGAGUGGUUCUCUUCGGGGUUCCUGAGCCUGGAACGGGUCACCUGGCACUCGCCGUGUGAGGUCCUGCAGAAAAUCAGCGAGUCUGAGGCCGUGCAUCCUGUGAAGAACUGGAUGGAUAUGAAACGACGCGUCGGGCCUUACAGGAGGUGUUACUUCUUUUCUCACUGUGCAAGCCCCGAGGAGCCCUUGGUCGUGCUGCACGUGGCGCUGACCAACGAGAUCUCCAGCAACAUCCAGGCCAUAGUGAAGGAGUGUCCCCCGUCGGAGACCGAGGAGGGGAGCCAGAUCUCUGCGGCCAUCUUCUACUCCAUCAGCCUGACGCAGCCCGGACUGCAGGGGGUAGAGCUGGGCACCUUCCUCGUCAAGCGAGUGCUCAAGGAGCUGCAGAGAGAGUUUCCUCAUCUCGGGACGUUCUCAAGUCUGUCUCCUAUCCCCGGCUUCACCAAGUGGCUUCUGGGGCUCCUGAACUCACAAGCAAAGGAACACGGGAGGAGUGAACUGCUCACAGAUUCCGAAUGUAAAGAAAUCUCGGAGAUCCUAGGCGGUCCCGUUAACGAGACCCUCAAGGUCUCACUCAGCAGCAGCGAGUGGGUGAAGUCUGAGAAGCUGGUCAGGGUGCUGCAGACCCCCUUGAUGAGGCUCUGUGCCUGGUACUUGUACGGAGAGAAGCACCGGGGCUACGCCCUGAACCCCGUGGCAAACUUCCACCUGCAGAACGGGGCUGUGCUGUGGCGCCUCAACUGGCUGGCCGACACGAGCCUCAAGGGCGUCACCGGCUCCUGCGGCCUGAUGGUCAACUACCGGUACUACCUGGAGGAGACGGCCGCCAACAGCACCAGCUACCUCUGCGCCAAGAACAUCAAGGCUUCCGAGCAGGUGCUCAGCCUCGUGGCCCAGUUUCACAAGAAUAGCAAACUUUAAACCUGCUCUCAAGCAAUGUCUCUGACUCAGAAAAGGAUAAUUUUCUGGAUGGGUUGGGGGGGGGUUGGGGUGGCGGAUUAUGGAUCAAAAGAGGCUUUUUUAGUAAAGCAGAGUUGAAGUGCGCUCUCCUGCCCAGAGCAGGGCCGCACCGGAAGGCUGUGUCCUAACUCCCAUCGCGAGAGAGCGAAGGCGUGGUGCCUGGAGCGCGAUGGGGGCUCCGGUGGACGCGGGGUGGGUGGGUGUGCUCUCCCCAGAAGAGCGGCCUGGCCCGCUGCCAGAGGGGGUGCGGUGGCACCUCCAUCUUUAGAAAGGUCUAGAGUCUCUGCUGGCUGUCGUCCCGCGGCGGACCGGGCAGCCUCGCGAGGACCCCGGCAGGUGGCCCAGGUGAGAGUAGAUGUUCCCUCGAGCUUAGAAUGUGAUUCAGCCGUGGUUGUCUUAGCCGAUUCUCUCCACUCGCCGCACGGGGAUAGCGGGCUGUGCUCCAUUUCGCUUAGAUUUGGGAGACGCUGAAUGUAUGAAAGUGUUGGUGACUACACACCGUUUGCCAAAAUCGCCGAGCACGCAAGGCGUGGUUGCCUGGGGCUUAAACCGGAUCGGAGACGAAGACUGCGGUGCUGCAGGCUUCCAGUGAUCCUCGUAGUACAGAACGGUUUUGUUCUGCGAAGCAUUAAAUACGUGGUUAUUUAA
Molecule: messenger RNA, 2211 nt
Organism: Herpailurus yagouaroundi (jaguarundi)
Lineage: Eukaryota; Metazoa; Chordata; Mammalia; Carnivora; Felidae
Gene: MLYCD
Product: malonyl-CoA decarboxylase
Exons: 5
Coding region: 34-1524 (496 amino acids)
Biological process (GO): acetyl-CoA biosynthetic process; fatty acid biosynthetic process; malonyl-CoA catabolic process
Cellular component (GO): mitochondrial matrix; peroxisomal matrix
Molecular function (GO): malonyl-CoA decarboxylase activity
Source: RefSeq, a predicted model, not a curated record